ACUUGUGGCGUGAAGAUACUCAGCACUGCUGUGCCUGGGCUACGACUUGCUGCCGACCCUGCAAUGAUGGUUUUUUUGAUGUUACUGUUACUGCAUGCAGUGUUUGGUCAUCCGUGCGACACUGUGGAGGGCAACUUUAACGACUGGUUGAAUGAUGCCGAGGAGCGUGACGUAGUGGUGGUCGGAGGCGGCGUUGCUGGACUCUCGGCCAUGAACAAGUUCCUGAAUACAAUCAAUCCCGUGAGGAACGUGGUACUGCUGGAAGCCCUGGACCGUCUCGGAGGACGCGUCAGCACAGUCAGGACGGAACUGAACUCUGGGGAGGUGUUGACGGAGGACGGGGCGGAGUGGAUACAUGGAGGUAAAGGCAACUUCCUCUUCCAUCUAGCCAAAGAACAAAAUGCCCUCGCCCCCAAACUCGGCGACAACGACUGGGAGGUGUGGAUCAAGCGUCAGAACGGAGCCAACGCUGAUGAACGAGGCUUCGACCUGGCCAAGGAAAUACUGUGGAAGUGUGACUCACGCAAAGCCCUGGAACCCUAUUACCUUUAUAACAAGGACAUGGGAUACGGCCAGUGCCAUGAAGACAAGUUCAACCAAUGGUAUGAUUCCUCACGCACCCGGCAGUAUGAGAAAGACGCCUGGCACCACUACCUUCACCAGUACUUGAACAAGGACGAAGGCACAGACACCUGGCUUGACAUCUCCGCCCGGGAUGCCGAUCACUUCACCGACUGGGGCUUUGACCAAUGGGACCAGUGGAAGGAUGGCUACGAGACUCUCACAAAGUAUUUGAAAGUGCGUGCCGAGUUUGCCUUUAUCACCCGUACUCUUCAGAAUGUUCUUGAUCCUAAUGUUACAGACUAUGACUCAGAAAGCUUUAUUGAAGCCAUGAAAAAUCUGCCAGAAAUCUAUCCAUCUGAAUUACCUGACACUAAAUCUUUCCGAGUUGCAUUAGAUGUGUUCAACAUUCAUAUUUCUGAUUAUAUGGAGCAGCAUCCUGGUAAACAGGAACAGUGCAGAGAACAGCGUCGUGACUUGUACACGGCUUUCAUCGACGUAACUAAGGCCUUCGACUUGGUCAAUAGGGAAGCGCUCUGGUAA
Molecule: messenger RNA, 1104 nt
Organism: Homarus americanus (American lobster)
Lineage: Eukaryota; Metazoa; Arthropoda; Malacostraca; Decapoda; Nephropidae
Exons: 9
Coding region: 64-1104 (346 amino acids)
Molecular function (GO): polyamine oxidase activity
Source: RefSeq, a predicted model, not a curated record